Molecule: messenger RNA, 5010 nt
Organism: Thecamonas trahens ATCC 50062
Lineage: Eukaryota; Apusomonadida; Apusomonadidae
Exons: 2
Coding region: 1-5010 (1669 amino acids)
Source: RefSeq, a predicted model, not a curated record
AUGGUUCGCCUUGCUGCGGCUGCUGCGCUACUGGUGGUGGGCUGGCUGGCUGUGGUCGCGGCUGCUGCCGGCACAACGACGGCCACCCGCCCCGCCCUCGCUGAGCGCUACGGGCCGUGUGUCCAGCCGGCAGCGUGGCCGUCCAACUCUGAAUGGGACUUGGUCGAGGUGACAGGGACCUACAGUGGCGGCGGCACAUUCUACGGCGCGUGCAAGGUUCACGCACAAUCUGGCGGUUCGGGCGGCCCGACGUGUGUCGAGUCCGGCUUUGGAACAGUCGAGGUGUACGUGACCAAUCUUGACGGCACGUUCAACACGCGAGCCCGUCCGGACCUGGCCUGCGGCGACAGUCAGAACGAGAUGUUCCCAGGUCUUGUCUCGCUUCGAAGCUCGGCGGACGUCAUUGCCAUCUUUACUGAUUGGAGCAAUCCCGGCCGAUCAAACUCGGCCGCCCGUAUCACGCCUACUGGCGCGGUCACUGCCGGCGCGACCAACUUCUUCACCACCUCGGCCGACCGCUGGCGCGGCGACGAGCUGUACGACGGCACCAUCCUCGCCGCUUCACGCUACGCGUAUGAGCCGCGCGUCGGAGCCGUCCGGUUGUCGAGCAACGUUGCCACGGUGCUCAACGAGGUCCGGUUCUGCGACCCGUGCGAGAGCACCGUCAACUCGGUUGACGUAGCCGCCCUUCCCAGCGGCGGCUUUGUCGCCGUCUGGGCUCUCGUCUCGCACUCGGCCGACGGCGAUGCUGGAGCUGCCUUUAUCCGCAAGUACGCCAACGACAUGACGCCGCUCACACCCGAGAUGCUGCUCCCCGAGUCGCCUGUCGGCGAUCAGGGCGACGUGCGGGUUGCCGUCACUGCCGCUGGCACCAUCGUUGCCACUUUUGCGUCCAGUGGUGUCGACGGCUCCGGCUUCUCGGUGCAAGCUCGUGUCUUUGACUCGGACCUCAACCCGAUCGGCCCAGAGGUGACUCUCAACUCGGUGAUUCCUGGCUCCCAGAACCAGCCGUCGAUCACCGCGCUCCCUGGUGAGAUUGUGUUUGUCGGCUGGCAGUCAGACUCGGAGCUCGCGGCACGCAAGUUUGUAAUUGACGCCUCGGAUCCGCUCACCCAAACUCCGCUCAUUCCGCUCUCGUCGGACGUACCGCUCACCUCGGGCGGUACCUUUUCUGUGUCGGUCAAUCCGUCCAUGGACGCCCGUCCGGCGUCGAAUUCGCCCGUCACAUACAACUCGGUCAUCACUGCCGUAGUCGAUGCGCCGACCACGCGAAGCAUUCACAACUAUCGCUGCGAAGUCAACACGCCCGACGUCACCGUCGAUUCUGCCGCCUGCGCUGGCUGGGGCCAGACGCCGUUCACCAUGGCAUGCCUUGCGCAUGCGCUCACGGUUGUCGGUCAAGUCGACGCCAACAUUCUUGUUGACGCUUCGGCGACCUGGACUGGCUGUCUUCCGGGCGACGGCUUGCUGGUCACAAAGUCGGUCGCCAUCCGGCCGCUGGUUGCGGGCACUACGCUUGUUGUUGACUGCGCCGGCUCCGGCCGCGCCUUUACCGUCAAUGGCGACUCGAUGGCUGAUGCGAAUCACCGCGCACGCUCGGUUGCCUUUGCUGACAUGGUGAUCCUCAACGCGGUGGCGCCGGCUUUGGGCGGCGUAGGCGCCGGCUCAGGCGGCGGCAUUGUGGUGGCCAAUACCCUGGCUGUCGGCCCGGCCGUCUUUCUCGACAACGUUGAGUUUAUUGGCUGCUCGGCGCCCGCCAAGGACGGCGGCAGCCUCGCGUUCAUAGAUACUGCCGGCGUCCACACCCGCAACUUGACGAUUUCGAACUCGAGCGCUGGCGGUAACGGCGGGUGCCUCUCCAUGACCUCGUCGGCCUCAUCGCAAGUCUCGAUCUUUAGCUUGCUGCUGGAGGACGCACACCUUUCGAGCUGCACCGCCGUGAAUAAUGGUGGGGCCAUUUAUGUCAACCUGGUGUCCGACAUUCUCCCGCCGCUUGUCUUCCGCCGUUCCACGCUCACAGGAUGCAGCGCAGGCGGCUCUGGCGGCGGUCUUUGGCUGACCUCGCUCCGGGCCAAGGGUCUUAAGCUUGGUCCGGCCCUCAAGCUCACUGCCAACACCGCGAGCGGCUCCGGCGGCGGCAUCUACGCCAUCGACGUGCUAACUGAGCUCGACCUGUCGGACGUGAGGAUCAGCGACAACACGGCAUCGAUCGACGGUGGCGGUAUUUACUUUACUCGCACCAAGACCGUCAAGGCGCUCCUGAAGGUCUCGCGUGGCAGUCUCCUCGCCGGCAACUCAGCGGCAGGCAGUGGCGGCGGCCUCUACAUUUAUGAGAACAACAUGCGGCUGGAAGGCCCUGUCAGCAUUGCGGGCAACACUGCGAGUACCAAUGGCGGUGGCCUUUACUCGUUCUCCAACGCUGUUGUUACUCCGCCGACCCUAGAAACCAGCGGCACCGUGAUCAUCUCGGACAACGCGGCACAAGGCGGCGCUGGCUGGUACCUCUCGGGGAGCAACAUUCGCCUCCGCAGUGGGCUGGUGUUCUCCGGUAACUCGGCAAGCGUCAGUGGCGGAGGCUUGUUUGCCACAGGUCGCUCGCUUGUCGUUGUCGAGAACAGCAACACCACGUCGGUGAUCAUGACCAGCAACACGGCCAGCAACGGUGGAUCGAGCAUGUUCUUCUGCCUCUUUUCAUCGACGUGCGGCCAGAGCGUGUGCGAGAUCGGCAAGUCGGUCGAUUCGUCGCUGCAGGCUGCCAACACAAGCUCGCCCUCGGUCUAUACCCCGUACUCGGCUUGGGCAUCCCGCCCAGACCCUGUAGCGCCACUUGUCAUGGCUGGCACCUUUGCUACCGACGCGGCGUCGAUUGCUAUUGUGGCACCGAACCUGCCCGACUCUAUCUCGACCGGCAGCGUGCUUGUUGGCAGUGCUUUGGCCGACGGCGCGCUCGUUUCGCUCACCUUUCCUGCCGAGGGCGACUCGUUGUUGCUACCGGCUGUGACGACCCGGUCAGUGUGCUCGAUCGACCCGGCUACCGGCUCGUGCGCGUUGGGGCCAAUCCGGGCGUCGGCGCCGGCGAUCGCGGCACUCGGCCAGCGCUACCGAAUCUCGGCCCAGCUUGUGGCGGCACCGUGCAUGACUGCGACCUCGACCGUUUCGUUUGCCAUCACUGGUUGCACAUCAGCGGCCGAGGAGGCUGUCGAGGAGGACAACACCGUGGUCUGCGUGGCGCAGUGCGGAGUAGGCCAGAAGAUUGUCUCGGUCAUGUCAGGCGGCGAGGUGGAGUCCUCGCGCUGCGAGCCAUGCGAGGCCGGAACCGUCCAGCCGCUGGAGGGCCACACUCAGCGUGACUGCGAUGCCUGCCUGAUCGGCACCUACGCCUUUGCCGGCGAAGCAAGCUGCUUGCCGUGUCCGGCGGGUGCCGAUUGCGGCUCAUCGGGCAAGUUUCUGCACGCCAAGAAGGGCUACUGGUUUCCCAGCCGUGGCAGCAACAGCACUGGAGGAGGUAGCGGGAGCAGCAGCGAGACGAAUGCGACGUCGCUUGCGGCGGGUGUUGGCGUAGCGGGCGCUAGUGGUACUGACGCUGCGACGUCGACCGCUCUCCAUGUUCCGCUCUUUUAUAGGUGUGAUCCGCCCGAGGCCUGCAAUGGCGGCCCAACGUAUGAUUCGUGCCGGGUUCCAACGUACAAGCAGGGAUCGUUCCUCUGCGCCAAGUGCGGCGACGACUAUGCGCGCAUCGGCCGGACGUGUGAACCGUGCUGGCCCAAGUGGGCGCUAUGGACAACUUUGGUCAUAAUUAUCGGCGGCGGCAUUGUCGGUGUGGUGUUUAUUGUCAAGGUCGGCUCCGCGGCGGCGCGCUCGCAUUUGAGCGAUGACCGCCUGUCCGCGGCCAAGUCUGGAAGUCGGCGGACCGCCAAGGUCUCACCGCUGGCGUCUUCGUCAUCGACUUGUUCGUACGACGAACAAGAAGAGUCUACUGACCUUGAUGCGGUCAGUCUUGAGCGCAAUGGUCCCGCAGACGAAGCGCUGACGGUGGCGGCUGGCAGCCGCACGGUGGCACUCAAGAUCAUGAUCACGUACUUGCAGACACUGUCGCUCGCAAGCGUGUUCCGGGCGCAGACGUCAGACGUCAUCCGAAACAUUGGUGCGCUCAUCGGCGGGUUUACCCAGCCAUCGCUCUCGUUCCACACCUUUGUGUGCCUCUUUGGCCGUCUCUCGGUCUACUCGGACUUUGUGUUGACCAUGGCGAUGCCGGUAGUCAUCGCGGUUGCGGUGGGCAUGGCCUCGCUGGUAGUGACGCGCUUGACGCGCGAUGCCACCAAGCGAGCCCAUCGGUCGAUGUACUGCGGACAAGCCGGCAUUAUUCUCACCUUUUUGGUCUAUCCGGUCCUGGUCCGCACCACGCUCUCGAUGUAUCACUGCAAGUCGUUUGUAGGCAUCGAGCAUUCGCGGCUGGUCUCGGACUUGGAAGUCGAGUGCUUUGUGGGGAGGCACGCGCAGUACGCCGGUAUCGCCGCUAUCUUUGUCGUCCUGUACGUCAUCGGCAUCCCUGUGGGCGCGCUGCUGCUCAUGAUCCGCGAUCGCCGCAAGCUCGGCGUCGACAUGUUCGAAGCCAAGUGGGCGUUUGUUGUCGCUGGCUAUGCGCGCAACCUGUGGUGGUAUGAGUUUGUGAUCCUCUUCCGCAAGGUCGUCGUUGUCGUCCUCGUCGUCUUUGCCUCGUCGGCGUCGGUGCAGGUCACCCUUGGUGCCACGCUCUUGGCCAUGGCUCUUGCCAUCCAUCUCGAGCUCGCGCCUUACCUCCGUGCUGAGUUUGACAAGGCCGAGUGUCUGGCCCUCGCUGCCCUCUCCGCCACCCUGGUUGGCGCAAUCACCCUGGUUGAGGGUGCCCAGGGCACCGAUCAGGUCCAGAUCAACCUUGUUGUCACGGUUGUCGUCGGCCUCAAUCUCGCCCUCAUCGGAUAUCUCGCAUUGCUGGCGAUUCGCAAGUCAGCGUCUGGUGCCAGGAACUAA